Messenger RNA from Fragaria vesca subsp. vesca, 1767 nucleotides. RefSeq names its product cactin-like. NCBI's taxonomy places the organism in Eukaryota, Viridiplantae, Streptophyta, Magnoliopsida, Rosales, Rosaceae. Gene Ontology annotation, biological process: mRNA cis splicing, via spliceosome. Gene Ontology annotation, cellular component: spliceosomal complex; cytoplasm. The transcript has a single exon. The record is from RefSeq and is a predicted model, not a curated record. Bases 1 to 1767 code for a protein of 588 amino acids. Gene Ontology annotation, molecular function: protein binding.
AUGAGUCGGCAUAGAAGAAGAAGAUCGGAGUCCUCCGACAGCGAUGAGAGCCAUGGCCGUCACCACCGCAAGAAGAGGAGGAUGUCAGCGGCGGAGGAGAAUAGAAUGAUUGCCGAGUACUUGGCCAAGAAGGCAGAGAAGAAGGCUUUGAAGCUAGAGAAGAAGAAGAAGACGGAGACAUUUGUAUGGAAAAAGAAGAUUGAGCGUGAUGUUUGCCAAGGCCGUAUUGACGACUCCUACUUUGCAGUUAAAGAUGAGGAAGAGAGGAGGGCAGAGAUCGAAAAGGUGCAGAGAAGAAGGGAAGAAAGGGCACGUCAAAGAGCACAACGUGAGGAGGAGAUGGAGCUCUUAGCAAGAGAACGUGCAAGGGCUGAGUUCCAAGAUUGGGAGAAGAAAGAAGAAGAGUUUAACUAUGAACAAAGCAGGAUCAAAUCGGAGAAGAGGUUGCGAGAAGGGCGUUUCAAGCCGAUUGAUCAUCUAGUUUUAAUGUCUAAGCAUCUCAAUGGUGGCUCUGAAUCUGAUGAUGAGUUUGAUCAGAUGGAGAUGGAUUUGAAGGAGCCUUACAUGCAUGCUUUCAAGGGCUUGGCAGUGGAGGGAUUGGAGGAGCUUCGGGCCGAUAUUCAAAUGAAUGUUGAUCAUUGUAACAGUGCUAUCCCAGAGCAAUCAGUGUUUUGGAAGUUUUGGAAGGCACUUCUGGUGGUUUGUGACUCGGAGCUAGUUGAGGCUCGGAGAAAGGAUGCAGCGGAUCGAGCUAGGGUUCGUGGAGAGGAACCUCCCGCGGAGCGAAAAGGGUUGCAUUCUAGUGUGGAAGCAGAUGUCAAGGCUGUUCUAGAUCAAUAUAGUACUUUUAGGGAGUUGGAAUUAUUGGAACACCAAACUGAGGAGAAGGUGAAUGGAGAAGACAAACUUACUGAAUUUUGGGAGGCUAUUCUUUCACAGCUUCCCUUAUUAAAGGCUAAGGCAUAUUUGAAAGAGCAGUAUGCUAAGAUUUUGGACAAGUAUCUGCAACGACUCGAACAAGAGGUGGUGGAUGGUGAAGACAACUUUGAUAUAGUCCCUGGCUCACGAGCUGACUCCAUGGAAGAAGAGGAGAGGGAAGAUGAGGCAGGCUCAUUUUCGCCACAAGCGUUCCAUGGAGAUGAAAAGGACCAAUUGAUUGAUGCUGAAGAGGACAGGGCUUUGCUCGAGAGGAAGCGCAUGGCUGUGAAACAAAGACGAAAUCAAGCAGCUGCCGCGACAGCGAAGCCUCCACAAGAAGACGACUUGGAGAUGAAGCAAGUGGCAAUGAGAGCCAUGGGAGACAAGAGGGAAGGAGAUGUGGUGUUCGGGUCCGAUAAUGAAGUGAACAUCAACCCAUCAGAGCUCACAUACAACUCAUUGAAUGACAAGUACCGGCCUAGAAAGCCGAAGUAUUACAACCGAUUUCACACAGGAUUUGAAUGGAACAAGUACAACCAGACUCACUAUGAUCAUGAUAAUCCGCCUCCAAAGGUUGUGCUAGGAUAUAAGUUCAACAUAUUCUAUCCUGACCUUAUUGACAGGACAAGGACUCCGAUUUAUCGCAUUGAGAAGGAUGAGGGUGUAGAUAACAAGAACAAUAACACUUGCAUUAUAAGGUUUAGUGUAGGGCCACCUUAUGAGGACAUUGCAUUCCGGAUAGUUAACAGAGAUUGGGAACUCUCUCACAAGAAGGGGUUCAAGUGCACAUUUGAGCGCGGCAUAUUGCAGCUUUACUUCAACUUCAAACGUUACCGAUACCGCAGGUGA